Molecule: messenger RNA, 1093 nt
Organism: Contarinia nasturtii (swede midge)
Lineage: Eukaryota; Metazoa; Arthropoda; Insecta; Diptera; Cecidomyiidae
Product: omega-amidase NIT2-like
Exons: 4
Coding region: 77-949 (290 amino acids)
Biological process (GO): oxaloacetate metabolic process; L-glutamine metabolic process
Cellular component (GO): mitochondrion
Molecular function (GO): omega-amidase activity
Source: RefSeq, a predicted model, not a curated record
GUGCCAUUCGCUAUGAUAAGAUGCACUUAUAAAAGCAAACAUUUUCAGGGCGUUAACAAGCAUCAAGUUCAGUACAAUGGCAACCGUUCGAAAUACAAAACUGGGAGUCGCUUUGAUUCAGUUCGAUACAAAACCAAAUCUGAGACAGACAUUGAGACACUUGUCUGAAAUGGUGGAAGAGACCGUUUCAAUGUAUCAUCCACGAGUGAUUUCAGUCCAAGAAGGAUUCAAUUACUUUUAUCAAUCCGAUAAAAGUGUUUUCAAAAAUGCUGGCGAACCAAUCAACGGUCCAACCGCUCAGUACAUGUCGGAAUUGGCAAAAAAAUUCAAUAUUUAUCUUAUUGGUGGCAUUGCCGAAACGGACAAUGGCAAACUCUACAACACGGCUCUUGUAUUCAAUCCAAAUGGGGAAUUGAUCGCUCGUCAUCGUAAGGUUAAUUUGUGUGACAUUAAUUUUGAAAAUGGAACCAAACUCGACGAGGUCAGUGUUUUUACGCCGGGAAAUGACGUGACAGUAUUCAAAAUCGAUGAUAUCAAAUGUGGUUUGGCCAUUUGUUGGGAUGCCUGUUAUGAUGAAUUUAUCAAAAUCUAUCGAAAACUUGGCGUCGAAGUCCUAUUUGUUCCAGCUGCAUACGAUAUUAUGAGUGGCGAUAGAUAUUCCCUUCAUCAUUUCUGGGAACUUGUUCACAAGGCUCGAGCAUUCGACAAUCAAAUGUUCGUUGCUGCCAUUUCAGGUGCACGAAAUGAAAAGAUCAAAGAUUAUGUCUUGUAUGGUCAUACCAUGCUAAUUGAUCCACAAGGAAAAAUCCUUCAACAAGCUGGCAUCAAUGAAGAAAUUGUCUUCCAAGAAAUUGAUGUUGCAAUUUUGGAAAAAUUGGACCGGUUGCGGCGAAAGAAUAUGAGCACUUUGACAAGUCUUUUGACCUUCAUUUAUAGAUGGGCCGACUAAUAAUUCAUUUGUUAUCUACUUUGUAUUAUUUAACAUUUAUUCGCUUAUUAUCAAUAUACGUAGAAGAAUAGCUUUUUGUGAUCAUGAUGUCAAAAUAAUAAUCUCAUUUGUGUAUAAAAAUACAGAAUCUUUUUACUUUUCGAA